Daphnia pulex (common water flea) is the source of this 1952-nucleotide messenger RNA. RefSeq names its product brachyurin-like. The coding region runs from base 578 to 1435 and encodes 285 amino acids. The record is from RefSeq and is a predicted model, not a curated record. Gene Ontology annotation, biological process: proteolysis. Gene Ontology annotation, molecular function: serine-type endopeptidase activity; chitin binding. The transcript has 11 exons. NCBI's taxonomy places the organism in Eukaryota, Metazoa, Arthropoda, Branchiopoda, Diplostraca, Daphniidae. Gene Ontology annotation, cellular component: extracellular region.
CAAACUUUUUAUGUCGAAGUUUUGAAUGACAUAAAAAAACUGAUUUCAUUUCUAAUUGACAUAGUUCAAAACACAUUAAGUAGGAAUGUAAAGGCAGGUAAAGGCGUGAUGCUGGUAUUGCCUAGCAGGUUUAAUCUAGUUUCUGUUUGCGUAUUAGCGUGCAACUUUAUCAUGGUGGCUCUAUCUCGCUCUAUCUACACAUCCAUACGUAGCAGCAGCUGAAAAUACUGUCACCUUGGAAAAAAUAUGACCAGGUAUCUCAGUAAAAUACCGUGUCAUUUAUCAUAUUGUGUUUUGGGCCUUGCGAUAAGCUAAAUCACCUAAAUGAUUCCUUGGACGCCGGCUGAUUCGAGGGCCCUGGAUAAUGGAAAAACGACCAGGUUCUACCGGUUGGCACACAACUGAAAUUUCCGCCCAGGCAACAACAGAUUUGCGUCAUACUUUUCAAGACUACAAAUGAAUAGUCGGUUUCGUCUGUGGCUGCUUUGCCCUUGGGAAUGCAACUCUCUUGGAUUUCCCCAGUAAAGAUUCGAGGAUCGUAGGAGGUACAGAGUCGGUGCCCGGUGAAUUCCCUUGGAUGGCCCAUCUGACAAUUGCGAGAAUGGGCAUGCAACGUGAGUGUGGAGGUUCACUCAUCAGUCAAAAUUGGAUUAUGACUGCAGCUCAUUGCAUGGACGGUGCUGAAUCGGUUACGGUCGUCCUAGGAGGUCACAAUUUGAAUAUCAACAAUGCUGAUACAGUCACUUUGCAAUCAAAAGAAUUCUACAUUCAUCCUAAAUAUUCCAGUCAGACAUUCCCAGAUGACAUUGCCCUCAUUAAACUCCCAGUCAACGUCGUAUUCACUGCUCGAAUUCGAUCGGUAGUCUUGGCAGAUCUGGGCAAUAGAGAUCACGUAAACGACACGGUUAUAGUCAGCGGAUGGGGUUACUACUCUGACGCUGUUGAAUCGACUAGCGACGUAUUACUCAAAGCUUCUACGACUGUCAUCUCCAACGAAAAGUGCAGUGAAACGUGGGGUAGUAUCAUAGCCAGCACUAUGAUUUGCACUAAUGGAACACGGGGCGGAAUUUGCAAGGGCGACAGUGGCGGACCGAUGGUUUACUCUGUCGAUGGUACGUGGGUUCAGAUUGGCAUCGCUUCGUUCGGAGAUAAUCUUUGUGAGUUGAUGAAGCCGAAGGGCUUCACUCGAGUCCAGUCUUACUUGAAUUGGAUUGCGUCAAUCACGGGCGUGUCCGUCGCCACUACGCAACGUCCCACGACGACGCCAUUCUCCUGUCAAUCCGAUGGCAUUAAAUCCAAUCCUUAUGAUUGCAACUCAUUUUACAUGUGCUCCAAUGGGACUCCCUAUCUAUUCAACUGUCCUGGUGGAUUGGUCUUUAAUCCUCAACCCCAACAGUGCGACUAUCGCCAGAAUGUCCCUCGGUGCAAUUAUUAAUGUCAGUGGGAACUGGAAUUAGCCUAUUGUUAAAGAUGAGUCGUGAUUUCUCGAAUAGGUUACGUCGAAAAUUAACAUGGAAUGAAUAAUUUAUACAAGAAUGGUGUGUAGCUUUGACACGCUCCUCUGAUACCUAACUAAACUCAAUAAACAUUUUGCGAUGCAAAUUGGCUCAGCUGAUGCCCAUGUGUCUCUUUGGGUUUGUUCCUUGGCCUUACAUGAAGAUGAUUUUCCCUGUCAUUCUCCUUUCACUUCUCCCUAUUCGCCACUUGAUUGUCCCUCGUGUAGUUGAGGAUCGUUUUCUCAAGUCCCUGGAUAGUAGCGAACAUUAAAUUUUCCAGUUCCUUCUUCCGUACUUGAUAUCGUGGGAGAUUUCAUUUUUGACACAUUAUAAACUUAUUGUUUAGUCUUCUGAGUUUUGACCAUCUAACAUGAAUUAAAAUUUCGGUUUCAUGGAAUUGAACCGUUUUGUAUUGUUGUCAACUCGUCCUAGAAAUAAAUUUGAAUGUUAAAAGUA